Messenger RNA from Hibiscus syriacus, 5452 nucleotides. RefSeq lists its product as uncharacterized. The coding region runs from base 1 to 5232 and encodes 1743 amino acids. The record is from RefSeq and is a predicted model, not a curated record. Lineage: Eukaryota; Viridiplantae; Streptophyta; Magnoliopsida; Malvales; Malvaceae. The transcript has 18 exons.
AUGAGCCAAUAUUGCAUCUUCAUAAAAAUUGCACUUCGUCCUGUUGUAAGCAGUCAUUCUGAUUAUGUUGAUGAUACUUUUUCUCAGUGGAAACAGCCUUUUAUUCAACAAGCUCUCUCACAGAUUGUUGUGACAGCAUCUUCUUCAUUGUACAAUCCACUUCUUCAAGCCUGUGCCGGCUACUUAUCUUCAUACUCACCAUCUCAUGCUAUGGCUGCAUGUAUUCUUAUUGAUCUAUGUUGUGGCGUGCUAGCCCCUUGGAUACCUCAGGUCAUUGCAAAGGUUGAUUUAACUGUAGAACUCAUUGAGGACCUUCUGGGCAUAAUCCAGGGAGCCCGUAACUCAUCAGCUCAUGCUUGCGCCCAUGCUCGUGCUGCACUUAAGUACAUACUGCUAGGUCUUUCUGGUCACAUGGAUGAUAUACUAGGGAAAUAUAAGUGGAAAUGGUGGAGCGUUUUCAGGAACAAAAUCGCCUUUUGCAACAUAUUUGCCUUUCCGGAGAAGCAAGAGCAAGCUUGUCAUAUUGCCCUCAACAUCAUCCAUUCAGCGACUCGGAAACCAGCUGUUCUUCCUUCUUUGGAAUCUGAAUGGAGGUGUCAAUCAGUGCCCCCAAGUGUCCUCCUCUCAAUAUUGGAGCCCCGCAUACAAUUACCUCCAGAUAUUGACAUGUGCAAAUCUCCCAUUUCUAAAGAUGUUGAGUAUGAAUCCUCGAAUGUUUCAUGUGUCCAACAUUUUGACUCUGAUGGCAAGACAGAAGUGCCUGAUACAGUCAGCAAGAUGGAUGUUUUAGAAGAUGCUAGUCUUCUUUUUGCUCCUUCAGAACUUCGGAGUAUCAAUCUGACUAAUGUUAGUAGUGGUCCUAAAGAAAACAUCCUUGAAUUAAACCAAUCAGAGUUAAACUCAGAACAGAAAGACAUUGAGAAAGAAUAUUCUAAUCAAUUUCUAAACAGUUUAGUUUUAGAUUCUGGUUUCACUGCAGAAUAUUACAAUUUGCAAGCAGACUAUUUUCAGCUCAUGAACUUCAGGGACUGUGAGCUUAAGGUAUCUGAAUUUGAGCGGUUGGCUUUGGAUUUACACUCACAGCAUGAGGUUUCCACUGAAAGCCAUGAUGCCGCUAUAGAUGCUUUGCUCUUGGCUGCAGAAUGCUAUGUCAAUCCUUCCUUUGUGAUCUCUCUUAAAGCCAGUUCCAAUAUCAUGAAUCAGAUGAGCCUUAGUCGGGUUAAAAUUCCAAAAGUUUUUGAAAUUUCAGAGCUUAGAAGGGUUUGUACUAAGAAUAAAAAUAAUUUGCAAACAAUAGCUCAUCUUGAAAAGAAUAGAGACAAGGUUGUCCUUAAGAUACUGCUUGAAGCUGCUGAAUUAGACAGGAAAUAUCAUCUGAAGUUGUCUGAUGGAGAUGAUUGUCGAAGUUACUCUGCAGAAUCUGAUGAGCAGCUCAUUGAAAUGUAUCCCUUUGAUAUACAGGCAAUGGAUGCUGUCACCUUGGUUAGACAAAAUCAAGCCUUAUUGUGCAAUUUCUUGAUUAAGAGGUUGCAGGGAGAACAACAUUCUUUGCUUGAAAUUCUCUUACAUUGUCUUGUGUUUCUGUUGCACUCGGCCACUAAGCUAUACUGUACCCCUUAUGAGGUGAUUGAUAUUAUAUUGAAAUCAGGUAACUACCUUAAUGGGAUGUUAACAUCCUUGUAUUGUCAGCUCAAAGAAGGCAAGUGCCAACAGAAUCCUGAAAAGGUACGUGGAAUGCAACGUCGCUGGAUACUGCUGCAAAGAUUGGUAAUUGCUUCAAGUGGUGCCGGUGUUGCAUCAGAUUUUUCUGUCAAUAUCAAUAAUGGUUUCCGCCAAGGGAAUUUGAUUCCUCCUUCAGCCUGGAUGCAGAAAAUAUCCACAUUUUCUCAUUCUACUUCCCCUCUUGUUCGCUUCCUUGGCUGGAUGGCAGUAUCUCGAAAUGCAAAACAAUUCAUAAAGGAGCGCCUUUUCCUAACUUCAGACAUGUCAGAACUGGCAUAUUUACUCAAUAUAUUCGCAGAUGAGCUUGCAGUUGUAGAUAAAUGUGUUUAUCCUAAUUAUGAAGAUCGAAAGAUUGAACAAUGUGGUGGUAAACAAGUUUCUCCAACCUCUAAUGGCUUUGAGGUUACUGAUGGGCAGCAUGGAGAUCAAUCUUUCCAUGCCAUAUACCCUGAUCUCUGUAAAUUCUUUCCAAAUAUGAAAAAGCAAUUUGAAGCAUUUGGGGAAAUCAUUUUGGAAGCCGUUGGGUUGCAGCUUAAAUCACUACCUACUGCUGUUGUGCCUGAUAUUUUGUGCUGGUUUUCUGAUUUGUGUUCAUGGCCAUUUUUUCAAGAGGACCAAGCUACUUCACAGAGUUCUCAUCAUUUGAAGGGCUAUGUUGCGAAGAAUGCCAAAGCAAUAAUUCUCUACAUACUAGAAGCCGUUGCUGUGGAGCACAUGGAAGCUCUGGUGCCUGAGAUACCAAGAGUGGUGCAAGUUCUGAUAUCCCUUUGUAAAGCCUCGUAUUGUGAUGUGUCUUUCCUUGAUUCUGUAUUACAUCUGUUAAAGCCAAUUAUCACCUAUUCGUUGCAUAGGGUGUCGGAUGAGGAGCAACUAUUGGUUGGUGAUUCUUGUCACAAUUUCGAGUCUUUAUGCUUUGAUGAGCUUUUUAGUAACAUCAGACAAAGAAAUGAGAAUGAUGACAGUUCUGUUGCAAAAGUAUUCAGCAGGGCACUGACAAUUUUCAUACUGGCUUCUGUAUUUCCAGACUUAUCCUUCCAACGUAGAAGAGAAAUAUUGCAAUCAUUAACAUUGUGGGCUGAUUUUACUGCUUUUGAGCCAACUACUACUUUUUAUGACUACCUCUGUGCUUUUAACAGUAUCAUGGGAAGCUGCAAAGUUUUCUUACUUCAAAAUUUAAAGGUAUCUAAUUUUAUUCCUCUUCAGUUGCCUGACUCAGACUCCAGGACUCUUAGCGAAAGUGGCUCAGAAUCUUUCUCAUGGUUUCUUAAUGAUGUAUUACCUUGUUCCACUCCAAAUGAAACUUCAGAGAAGCUGGAAAGUAACAACACUGAUGCUGUUGUCUUGAAUGAAAAAGAGUACCAUCUAUCUGGAGAGGAAAUAAAGGAGUUCACAAAAGACUUAGAGGGUCUUGUUCCUAAGCUUUAUCCAACUAUUGAGAAAUGUUGGUCUCUUCAUCUUCAGCUUGCAAAGAAGUUAACUAUUACAUUGGCACAGUGUUUUAUAUACUCCAGAUGCUUGUCUUCAAUUGCUCCGACAAUUCAUAAUGCUGAAGGGGAUAACAAUGAAAAUCCUUUGCCUUCUAAAGUAGUUGACAGGUUGCCAGCUCAGUGGAAAACAGGUCUUGAAGGUCUUGCUGGAAUGAUUUUGAUGCUCCAAGAAAAUGCUUGCUGGCAAGUUGCGGCUGUGAUGCUUGAUUGCCUUCUUGGCGUGCCCCUUAGUUUUCCACUUGAUGAUGUUAUCAAUCCUAUUUGUAUUGCGUUAAAAGACUUCUGUUGCAAGGCACCAAAAAUCUCUUGGCGUUUGCAAACUGAUAAAUGGUUGCCAAUAUUAUCCUUAAGAGGCAUCCAUAAUCUUCAUGAAAGUGAUAUUCCUCCUCUAGUUAAUCUCUAUGUUACAAUGUUGGGUCACCCUGAACCUGAGCAACAGUUCACAGCGCUUCAGCACUUGGGUAGAUUGAUAGGACAAGAUUUAUAUGGUGGGAAAAUGCUGCAGUCUUCAAACUUUUACAAUCGGUUAGUUUUGCCAGGUUCAAUUCAUCAUAUUCCUGAAAAGAUACUGUCACUUUUGGUCUCUAGUACAUGGGGUCAGGUAGCUGUUCUGGUGUCAUCGAAUGCAUCAUUAUCCUUGAGGGCUUGUGCAAUGGCACUUCUUGUGGAUUUUAUUCCAUUUGUUGAUAGGCCCCAGUUGCAAUCCUUCCUUGCAGCAGCGGAUAGUCUUUUAUAUGGCUUAGGCAGGCUCGUUUAUCCUAUUUGUGAGGGACAAUUACUUAAACUUUCAUUGGCACUUAUUAUUAGUGCUUGUCUAUACUCUCCAGCUGAAGAUAUUUCUUUGAUCCCUCAAAAAGUUUGGGAAAAUAUUGAGACUUUAGGCUUUUCCAAAGCUGAAUACAGGCUUCCAGAUCUUGAAAAGCAGGCAUGCCGGGUCUUGUGUAGAUUGAGAAAUGGAGAUGACGAUAAAGAGGUCCUGAAAGAAGUGCUCUCCUCAAGUUGCGCAAAACAACUUGACCCUGAAUUUGGAAGCACCCGAGAGUCAAUUCUUCAGGUCCUUGCUAAUCUAACUUCUGUUAAGUCAUACUUUGAUAUAUUCGAAAAGAAAAUGGACGAAGAGACUAUGGAACUAGAGGAGGCUGAAAUGGAAUUGGAGAUUAUUCAAAAAGAACCUGCACUGCAAGAAUCAUUGGAAGCUUCUAAGGGCAACCAGCUUCCACGUCUUGCCACUCCUGUGAAAGAUGAAAACCGGCUUCAACAGAUCAAGGAGUGCAUUCAUUCCUUAGAAAAGAACAAAAUUCAAGAAGAUAUAGUAGCUCGCAGGCAACAGAAACUUCGAUUGAGACAUGCUCGUAAAAAGUAUCUGGAAGAGGCAACUUUGCGAGAAGCUGAGCUUUUGCAAGAACUUGAUAGGGAAAGAACAGCUGAAGCUGAAAAAGAGAUUGAAAGACAGCGUUUGCUAGAACUUGAACGUGCUAAAACAAGGGAACUACGACACAAUCUGGAUAUGGAAAAGGAGAGGCAAACACAGAGAGAACUUCAACGAGAAUUGGAGCAGGCCGAAUCUGGACUAAGAUCUUCAAGACGUGACUUGCCUUCAUCUCAUAGUAGUAGGCCACGAGAUAGGUACCGAGAGAGGGAAAAUGGAAGAUCGAGUAAUGAAGGAAGCACACGAACUAGUAGCAGUCUACAAUCCGAAACCACAUCAAUGGCUGCAAUGCCAACAGUUGUCCUGUCUGGAUCACGAUCAUUUUCUGGCCAGGCCCCCACUAUUUUACAGUCACGUGACCGCGCAGAUGAUUGUGGCAGCGGUUAUGAAGAAAUUUUCGACGGAAGCAAGGACUCGGGAGACGCAGCCAGCGUCGGUGACCUAGAGUUGGCAUCUUCAUUUGAUGGAGGGCAGCCUGGUGGUUUCGGGUCAUCCCAAAGGCACGGAUCCAGAGGGAUCAAGUCCAGGAAGGCAUUAGAGAGGCGAGAGAGGGAUGGUCGACGCGAGAGCAAGUGGGAGAGAAAACAUUAUUGACCUACUUGCCUGGGAAAUGGCAAGGCUUAUUUACAUAGGAGGAGAUUUACAGGCUGCUAUUGUUGAAUCCUGAGGUGGUUCUGGUUCAUGUUGUACCUGUGCUUGAAAAUAUGUAAAAUAUUGUUGUGGCUUCUGCCCCCAUUGACCAUAUAUAUUUCGUCAAUGAUGAAAUGAAUGGUAUUUAAACAUUUCACAGAUAGGGGCAUUAUUAAUAUUUUUG